AUGGCCCCCACGUACAGCGCGCAGUCGCUCUUCCACGCCAAUGACCUCGUCGUCGUCAUUACCGGUGGCGGUACAGGUCUGGGGAAGAUGAUGGCCCAUGCCAUGGCGGCCAACGGCGCCAAGGCCGUCUACAUCCUCGGACGACGACAGGAAGCCCUCGAUGAGGCCAAGGCGUCGUCGACCAACCCUGACGUUAUCCACACGAUCGUCUGCGACGUCACCUCCAAAGACUCCCUGACAGCGGCCGCUGCGCAAGUGACCAAGGAGAUCGGCUACAUCAAUGUCCUCUUCGCCAACAGUGGUGUCAUGACUGCCCUCGUUCCCGCACAUGACGUUGACAGCCUGUCAAUCGAGGCGCUGCAGGAGCGGCUCUGGAGACCGGACAUGGACGAGUUCAAUCACACAUACCACGUCAACGUCACGGGCGCCUUCUACUCAGUGGUCGCCUUCCUUACCCUCCUCAGCGAGGGCAAUAACCGCAAGGUCGUUCCACAAAAGUCGCAAGUCAUCUUGACUUCAUCAGCGGGAGGAUACAUUCGGAAGCCGAUGGGCGGGUUCGCGUACGGCACGAGCAAGGCUGCUGUAACACACAUGUCCAAGCAGCUGGCCACGCUGCUCUCGACCUGGACCAUCCGCGUUAACACGAUUGCGCCUGGGUUCUACCCCAGCGACAUGACCAACGACAUGCCAUUUAUGAGCGCGCUGGGCGACCCGCGAGUCGAAGGUGGCAUGACCAAGGAGAUGGUGCCGCUGAUGCGAUGCGGUGCGGAGGAGGAUCUGGCGGGCGCGGUGCUCUUCCUUGUCAGUCCCGCCGGGGCUUACCUCGACGGCAACCAGCUCUUGACGGAUGGUGGCCGCGUAGGUCUCCUGCAAGCGACUUACUGA
Messenger RNA from Purpureocillium lilacinum, 885 nucleotides. RefSeq lists its product as uncharacterized. The record is from RefSeq and is a predicted model, not a curated record. Gene Ontology annotation, molecular function: oxidoreductase activity. NCBI's taxonomy places the organism in Eukaryota, Fungi, Ascomycota, Sordariomycetes, Hypocreales, Ophiocordycipitaceae.